CUGGCGCGCGACGCAAGGCGAUCGUCUCUUCUUCCCGGAGCCACAACACGCCUCGCUCUCUUCCCGUGUGGCGCCGCGAGGACAUCCAAGAUGCCACAGUUUUGCAACGGCAAAAUCACCAAGCAGUCGGCUGAUCAGCCCGAUGAGUUUGAAACCUCCAUCGGGCAGACUCUGCUCGACCUGGAGAUGAACUCUGAGCUGAAGGCGCAACUCCGUGAACUUACCAUUACCGGCGCCACACAAAUUGAUGUUGGUGACAAAAAGUGCAUUGCUAUCUUUGUGCCAGUUCCCUUGUUGAAGGCAUUCCAGCGUGUUCAGCAGCGUCUCGUACGUGAGCUGGAGAAGAAAUUCAGCGGAAAGCAUGUUGUUGUUAUUGCCCAACGCCGUGUUGUGGCCAAGCCCUCACGUAAGAUGAAGAACCCUCCCAAGCAGAAGAGGCCCAGGAGGUAAGGCCUUUUAACCAAG
Penaeus indicus is the source of this 465-nucleotide messenger RNA. RefSeq names its product small ribosomal subunit protein eS7-like (gene RpS7). Gene Ontology annotation, cellular component: 90S preribosome; small-subunit processome; ribosome. Bases 91 to 450 code for a protein of 119 amino acids. NCBI's taxonomy places the organism in Eukaryota, Metazoa, Arthropoda, Malacostraca, Decapoda, Penaeidae. Gene Ontology annotation, biological process: rRNA processing; translation; ribosomal small subunit biogenesis. The record is from RefSeq and is a predicted model, not a curated record. Gene Ontology annotation, molecular function: structural constituent of ribosome. The transcript has 3 exons.